CUGAAGUACUGAAACUGGACAUUUCGACCAAAAGAAUCCACACCGGUGGCCAUACAGACGCGCGCCAUCACCAUACAGACGCGAGUCAUCAUGGGAGAGACUUCGGAGAAAGUCCCAAUUGCAGAGGACUUUGAACAAUGCCUACCACCUGCAUACAGUACGUCGGCCACGAAGACCCCCGUUGCUGUUGGUCGUCUCUUGAGAUUUGGGGCUGCGGCUCUCAUUGCCGGGGCAGUGCUGAUGCUUUGCGGAUCCAUUGGAGCUUUCUACCUCUGGAAAGCCAGUGACAGAAAUGUGUACAAUGUACACUACAGUAUGAGCAUCAAUGGAAAGGUGGAGGAGGGUUCCAUGGAAAUCGAUUCCGAUAAUAAUCUGGAAAGGUUUCGAACUGGGAGUGGAAAUGACGAGGCGUUGGAGAUUCAUGACUUUCACAUUGGAAUUACAGGAAUCCGGUUCUCUGGAGGGGAGAAGUGUUAUAUUAAAUCGCAAAUCAAGGCCAAUCUUCCAGAGGUGGAGACGCUCAACAAGGAGUCAUUGAUGUUUGACCUGGAAGAUGAGAUCAUGCCAGUGAAGUUUGAUGAAGAGUCUCUGAUGUGGGUGGCUGCUGACCAGCCCCUGAAGGACAGCAGCUUCCUCAGCACCAAGAUCCUGGACCUUUGUGGAGACCUGCCCAUCUUCUGGCUCCACCCCACCUAUCCUAAAGAUGGAGUGAGGAGAAAGAGAGACACCCAGAGAGCCAAGCGUCAGUUUGACAUGGAGGAGUUUGAGGCAGCUGCUGAGGAGAGGAACACAGUGAGCCGUGCAGAGAAUAGCACCUCCAAGAGAGCCACAGAGGAGGAGGGCUCAGCAGCCACCGGCUCUGCCUACAACCCAGAAAACCCCUACCAUCGCAAUCAGGAGGGAGAGGAGGGCACCAUGACCUUUGACCCAAUGCUAGACCACCAGGGGAUCUGCUGCUCAGAGUGCCGACGCAGCUACACCCACUGUCAGAGGAUUUGCGAACCGCUGGGCGGCCACUGGCCUUGGCCCUACAACUACAGAGGCUGUCAGGUAGCUUGUCGAGUGAUUCUGCCUUGCCGCUGGUGGGUGGCCCGCAUAUUAGGUAUUGUGUAAGUAGGACACCCAUUUUCUCAAGCCAAAUAUACCAAUUAUACCAAAUACACCAAACGUCUGAAAGGUCAUGUUCUGUAAGCAAUAUUAUAAUUUCUAUGCAGAUAUUUAUUUUGUAACUUUUCAAUUUGGUUGUAAAUACCUGAUAGCAGCAGGCGAGCUAUGCUUGUUAGGAUGAAACAGGGACCUCAGCCGCAUGAUUUAGUCGGAAAAUGCCAGCUAAGACAAAUUUCCACCUGGACCCUCGUGGCAACAUUUAGCAUAUACAGCACGUACGCCUUCUCUGCAGGCAACACUUGAAAAAAACAAAAAGGCCAAAACAAAUGAAGCACAGCAGUAGCUUUUGAUUUAGGAAAUAAACAUACCUAGUUUCUGUCUUUUCUUUUCAACAUAUCUUUUCAGUAAACAUAUUAGCCUACCAAUGCUUUUUGCACUAUACUGUCUUUGAUGGAAUGUUUGGAAAUGUAUACAGUGAUCAUUAUAAAUGCUUAAUAAAGAUAAUGUACAGUU
This is a messenger RNA of Salvelinus fontinalis (brook trout), 1620 nucleotides long. It is a transcript of the gene cnmd, whose product is annotated as chondromodulin. Gene Ontology annotation, biological process: negative regulation of endothelial cell proliferation; negative regulation of angiogenesis. The coding region runs from base 91 to 1113 and encodes 340 amino acids. Lineage: Eukaryota; Metazoa; Chordata; Actinopteri; Salmoniformes; Salmonidae. The transcript has 7 exons. The record is from RefSeq and is a predicted model, not a curated record.